AUGGACGACAAAGUUUCAGAAAAGGAGAGCUCCCCAAAACAAACAGAGGAGGAUUCUGAAGGUAAAAUGGCACAUGUGCAGCCUGCUUCGUACGUGAAUAAAAAAAAAUAUGUUUUUGGGAAGACAUUAGGUGCUGGUACAUUUGGUGUGGUGAGACAAGCCAAAAACACUGAAACAGGGGAGGACGUGGCCGUUAAAAUCCUGAUCAAGAAAGCACUAAAGGGAAACAAGGUUCAGCUAGAGGCUUUAUACGACGAGUUAGACAUUUUACAAAGACUGCAUCAUCCAAAUAUAGUGGCAUUUAAGGAUUGGUUUGAAUCAAAAGACAAGUUCUACAUUAUCACGCAAUUAGCCAAAGGGGGUGAAUUGUUCGAUAGGAUUUUGAAGAAGGGUAAGUUCACUGAGGAAGAUGCAGUGAGAAUUUUGGUUGAAAUAUUGAGCGCAGUCAAAUAUAUGCAUUCUCAGAAUAUUGUUCAUAGGGACUUGAAACCGGAAAAUUUACUGUAUAUAGAUAAAAGUGACGAAUCUCCACUGGUAGUUGCUGAUUUUGGUAUCGCAAAGAGAUUGAAAAGUGAUGAGGAACUCCUCUAUAAGCCGGCAGGCUCACUGGGUUACGUGGCUCCAGAGGUACUUACUCAGGACGGUCAUGGUAAACCUUGCGACAUUUGGUCGAUAGGUGUCAUUACGUAUACUUUGCUUUGCGGUUAUUCGGCGUUUAGAGCCGAAAGGGUUCAAGAUUUCCUUGACGAAUGCACAACUGGUGAGUAUCCAGUGAAGUUUCAUAGGCCUUAUUGGGAUUCCGUUUCCAAUAAAGCAAAACAAUUCAUCUUGAAGGCUCUUAAUUUGGAUCCUUCAAAGAGACCGACCGCCGCAGAACUCUUGGAAGAUCCAUGGAUUAUUUGUACCGAAUUGAAGACGCACAAUUUAUUGCCUGGGUUAAAGGAAGGAUUGGAUGCUCGUCAAAAGUUCCGUAAUUCUGUUGAGAGAGUCAGAUUAAACAUGAAGAUCCAGAAAUUAAGAGAUCUGUAUCUUGAACAGACAGAGAGUGAUUCAGAUUUUGACGAAGGAAGUCAAGCAAACGGUUCAGUUCCUCCAUUGAAAGCAACGGAUACCAGUCAACUAUCCAAGAAGCUAUCAGAAGAAGAACAGUCUAAGUUGAAGUCCGAGUUAACCAGCAAAGCUUUUGCACAAUUAGUUAACACAGUGCUUGCCGAAAAGGAAAAAUUUUUAAAUAUUAACAGAGUCUGUAGUUCUGAUAGCGAUCUUCCUGGGAGUGAUAUAAAGUCUUUGGAUGAGGCGAAGGAGAAACCAGAGGGGAAGGAUACCAAAACAGAAGAAUGA
Molecule: messenger RNA, 1341 nt
Organism: Saccharomyces cerevisiae S288C
Lineage: Eukaryota; Fungi; Ascomycota; Saccharomycetes; Saccharomycetales; Saccharomycetaceae
Gene: CMK1
Product: calmodulin-dependent protein kinase CMK1
Exons: 1
Coding region: 1-1341 (446 amino acids)
Molecular function (GO): calcium/calmodulin-dependent protein kinase activity; protein serine kinase activity; protein kinase activity
Source: RefSeq, marked reviewed